Molecule: messenger RNA, 2660 nt
Organism: Drosophila willistoni
Lineage: Eukaryota; Metazoa; Arthropoda; Insecta; Diptera; Drosophilidae
Product: myb-like protein Q
Exons: 3
Coding region: 82-2526 (814 amino acids)
Source: RefSeq, a predicted model, not a curated record
UUUGUGGCUUUUUUGUUGCUGUUGAAACACGAAACACCGCGUGGGCGUCCAAAGUGGCAGUUAUGGCCAUAAAAUACAAAUAUGUACGUACGAGUGAGGAUGCAGGAUAAACAACCAAAUACUGGCACCACCAUUAAACUGGAGCAUGACAAUGAUUUGGAUUGCUGGCAUCAUCGUUUGGAUUUAAAUUCCAACAGGUUGUUGCUACAAAACUCUGAUGAUCCGCUCAUCUCACACGGUGCUGCCAAUGAUGUACACGAUGAGGAUCAUCCAUUUAAAACAUUGUUGGCCAGCAAAACGCAGGAGCAGCAACAGCAGCAACACAACCUGCAACAUCAUCAUCAUCAUCAUCAGCAGCAGCAUCACCAGCAACAUUUACAUCUGCAUACACAGUCUCAACAACAACAGCAGCAACAUAAUGUUGCUGGCGCUUGUAGUUCGUUAACCAAGCAGCAAUUAAAAGCCAAUUUGUUAAUGGGAGCCAGAAAAGUGACAAAAAGUCAAGCUCAAAUGCAAUUGCAGACACCAAAUGAAGUUAAGGCCACACAAAUUCAAACCACAAAACCGCGACAAAGUAAGAAACGUCAAACAGCAGCCGGAGCACUUAAAUUGCGUUUCCAUCAUCAGGCCUUGCCGGCGGAAUAUGCGGCACAUUUUGAGGCCACUCAAGGAAACAGGCCAACUGGAAGACCGGCAACAUUAUCAACAGCCACUGGAGCACCACCACCGCCGCCACCGGCAAAUCCUGCUCAUGAGAAUGUACGCAGUUGGCUAAGGAAAAUUGCAGAAAUCCAACGUACAGCCGAACGUCAGCAACAGCAACAAAAAGAGCAGCAGCAGCAGCAGCAGCACAUUUCAACCAAGUUGGAGGUAUCUAGCACAACAAGAACAAAAGAUAUAGCCACACCACUUAAGCGUAAUACAGUUAAAUACACCGAUUUACCCUAUAUGGGUGAGAUAACUUUGGAUAAUUAUAAACCUAGACGUGGUCGUAAGCCCAAGAAAGCGGAUAUAUGCCAUUUAAUUUAUAAAAACUAUGGCACCAUAGUGCCAAAUUCACCACCAGUUCGUCAUGUGGCCAUGUCUGAUGAACAGACAGUUGCCGGAGUCGUAGCAGCAGCAGCAGCAUCAGCAGCAGCAUCAGCUGUUACCACUGUCCAUUUGCCUGUAGAGGUGGUGGAGGUGGGGGACGAGGAGCCACUCAAUUUAUGCUUGCGAGAUCAGAGUAACGAUCGUUAUUCCAUUUCCAGCACGGAAAGCAGCAGUGAUAGACAACAGGCUACCAUAACGCCGGCGACAACGGAUACACCGACACCGACCACAACCACAGAUUGCCGUAGUUCCUGCACAACACCAUUGAGUCAGUUGACCACCAGCACCACUGCAAAACCCACUGAGAUGGAACAACGCCAGGAGCCAGCGAAAUUGUUACUACAACCCGCUGUGGGUCUCUACUAUCAACAGUUGAUGGAAAAUUGCAAUUUGGCGGCCAUCGAAACAAUUGAGAAGGACAAUCAAUUGGCCCUCAAGAUACCCAUACCAAAUGGUUUCUUUGCCAAAGAGCCAAAUAACAAUCACCAUAGAGAUGCAUCGCCUUUAAUGCUACGCAAAAGGAAACGUUCUGCCAUCUUUAUACCACCAAUGCCGGCUGAACCAUCGGCUAGUCCAUCCACAGAGGUUAGCAUUUGUAAGUUUAAAUUUACUGGCGGUGCCAAGCCCAGUUUGCAGGAGAAGAAGAUGCUCUCAGUGGAUGCAGAGGGUAAUUAUCGUUAUUAUAAUGGUACAGGAGAUAAAACAUUACGUGGCUAUGAGUUCAUUUCACGCGAACAACAACAACAGCAGCAGCAGCAGCAGCAGCAGCAACAGCAGCAGCAACAACAACAACCACACCAAUUACCAUCAUCAAUGUCUUCGAGUGGGGGAUCAGAUAAAAUCUAUAUUGAUAUACCGCCACCAUCAACGGAUCUCAGCUUGGAAUUGUUACAUAUACCGCCAGAAUCACCAACCUCCUCAUUACUAUUACCCACUGUGGUUGUGGCACCACCUCAAAGUAGUCCCCUAUCGGCCUACUCAACAACAUCACAAGGUUCCAUAACUCAGCCACAACAGCAACUGCAACAACAACAACAACAGCAACCACCGCCGAUUAAUGAACCAAAACGUCGUUCAUCACGUCGCUCCAAGCAACGUGAAAAACUUGAAAAGACAUUCAAAGAGAAGGGUUUCCUCAUCCAAACGCAACAAUUGCAAUCAGCCGAAGGUGCCACCUAUUGUAAAUUUCGUCAAUUGAAGAAAUUCACACGCUAUUUAUUUCGCAAUUGGAAGGAUCACAUACCAGACAGUGAUCUGGCCAAACAUCAUCAUCAUCAUCCACAUCCACAUCCAUCGAGCCAUAAUGGCCCAAACGUUCGUCAUGAUGAGGAUGAUGAAGAUGCUGACACAGCUGCUGCUGCUGCUGCUGCGGCUGGCGUUGGUGGCGUUGUCCUUGAGAAUCUUCUGGGUGGCCCCCUAGAGACAAGCACUUGAGUGCUUCAAGUCAAAGAGACAUACUUUAUUUUAUGCACUGCCAAAGAUUAUAAGUUUUUAGUCAUCUAAGUGUUAAAUUCCGUCCAUCAAGCGGUCAGCUAUAAAUAUUAUUUUUAUUAUUCUUUUUUUUUUUG